Molecule: messenger RNA, 1824 nt
Organism: Anopheles coustani
Lineage: Eukaryota; Metazoa; Arthropoda; Insecta; Diptera; Culicidae
Gene: Gld
Product: glucose dehydrogenase [FAD, quinone]
Exons: 4
Coding region: 1-1824 (607 amino acids)
Molecular function (GO): oxidoreductase activity, acting on CH-OH group of donors; flavin adenine dinucleotide binding
Source: RefSeq, a predicted model, not a curated record
AUGUCGUCCUGUGCGUGCCCUAUGACGAGCCCCGUCGGGGCCACCCUGGCCGCGCUGUGCGGCGGUACGCAGUACAUGCUGUUCAUGGGCCUGCUGGAGGUGUUCAUACGGUCGCAGUGCGAUCUGGAAGAUCCUUGCGGGCGCACGAAGGCCAAAACCUCCCGGAACGUGGACUACGAGUACGACUUCAUUGUUGUCGGUGGAGGCUCCGGUGGGUCGGUGAUUGCGUCACGGUUGUCCGAAAUCAAGAGCUGGAAGGUGCUGCUGAUCGAAGCAGGUCCCGAUGAACCGACCGGAGCACAGAUUCCGUCCAUGUUCCUGAACUAUCUCGGCAGCGAUAUCGACUGGCGGUACAACACGGAGCCGGAGCAGUACGGAUGUCUCGGGUCGCCGGAGCAGCGCUGCUACUGGCCCCGAGGCAAAGUGCUCGGUGGCACGUCGGUCCUCAACGGAAUGAUGUACAUCCGCGGUAAUCCGCAGGAUUACGACGACUGGGAGGCGGCCGGCAACCCGGGCUGGAAGUGGAAGGAUGUGCUACCGUACUUCAUGAAGUCGGAAGAUAAUCUGCAGAUCAACGAGGUCGACUCGAAGUACCACUCCACCGGCGGUAUGCUCCCGGUCGGCCGGUUCCCGUACAACCCUCCGUUCUCCUACUCGGUGCUGAAGGCGGGCGAGCAGCUCGGCUUCCAGGUGCAGGACCUGAACGGUGCCAACACGACCGGCUUCAUGAUUGCGCAGAUGACGAACAAGAACGGCAUUCGGUUCAGUGCUGCCCGUGCCUUCCUUCGGCCGGCCGUGAACCGGGCGAACCUGCACAUUCUGCUCAACACGACCGUCACGAAGGUGCUGGUGCACCCGACGUCCAAGACGGCGCACGGCGUCGAGAUCGUCGACGAGGACGGGCACAUGCGGAAGAUCCUGGUCAAGAAGGAGGUCAUCGUGAGCGGCGGUGCGGUCAACUCGCCCCAGAUUCUGCUGCUCAGCGGCAUCGGUCCGAAGGCCCACUUGGAGUCGGUGAGCGUGCGACCGAUCCACGAUCUGCCCGGCGUCGGCAAGAACCUGCACAACCACGUGGCGUACUUCAUCAACUUCUUCCUCAACGACACCAACACGGCACCGCUGAACUGGGCGACGGCGAUGGAGUACCUGCUGUUCCGCGACGGGCUCAUGUCCGGCACCGGCGUGUCCGCCGUGACGGCCAAAAUCAGCUCCAAGUACGCCGAGCGGGCCAACGAUCCGGAUCUGCAGUUCUACUUCGGCGGCUUCCUGGCGGACUGCGCCAAGACGGGCCAGGUUGGCGAGCUGCUCAGCAAUGACUCUCGCUCGGUGCAGGUCUUCCCGGCAGUGCUCCACCCGAAGAGCCGCGGCUACAUCGAGCUGAAAUCGAACGACCCUCUUGAGCAUCCGAAGAUUGUGGUGAACUACCUGAAGGAGGACCACGACAUUAAGGUGCUGGUGGAGGGCAUCAAGUUUGCGGUGCAGCUGUCGGAAACCGAUGCACUGCAGGCGUACGGUAUGGAGCUCGACCGAACGCACGUGAAAGCUUGCCAGAACAUGGAGUUCGGCACACAGGAAUACUGGGAGUGCGCCGUGCGACAGAACACUGGCGCCGAAAACCACCAGGCAGGCUCUUGCAAAAUGGGCCCCACCAGCGACCCGAUGGCCGUGGUGGACCACGAGCUGCGCGUGCACGGAGUGCGAAAUCUCCGAGUCGUCGAUGCGUCCGUCAUGCCGAAGGUCACGUCCGGCAACACGAACGCGCCGGUCAUCAUGAUCGCCGAGAAGGGCGCCCACCUGAUCCGUCGGGCGUGGGGUGCCCGCUAG